Populus euphratica (Euphrates poplar) is the source of this 1466-nucleotide messenger RNA. Its product is annotated as MADS-box protein FLOWERING LOCUS C-like. Gene Ontology annotation, biological process: positive regulation of transcription by RNA polymerase II. The transcript has 8 exons. Gene Ontology annotation, cellular component: nucleus. Gene Ontology annotation, molecular function: DNA-binding transcription factor activity; protein dimerization activity; RNA polymerase II transcription regulatory region sequence-specific DNA binding. The record is from RefSeq and is a predicted model, not a curated record. Lineage: Eukaryota; Viridiplantae; Streptophyta; Magnoliopsida; Malpighiales; Salicaceae. The coding region runs from base 391 to 1029 and encodes 212 amino acids.
UUUGGAUCGGAAGUUAGAAAACAAAAACAAGGAAAACAAAAACAGCUAGAAACCUCUUGCAUCAAAAGGAGCAGAAGCCGCAACACGGAGAGGAGAGGCCUGCAAGAGCGCAUGACACGUGGCAGAAGGGAGAUGACUCGAAUUUAUGACGAUACACGGAAGACCCACAGCUCAAUUCCUUGCCGGUAAAAAUCUUGACAUUCAGUCCUUUUCUCCUCUUCUUUUUUAUCCAUUUACUCGGUUGUGAUAGAAGUAGAGCACUUACUUUAUUUGCUUUCAUCUGAGGAAAGGAUAAGAUUCAAAAUCAGGAAAAAAUUAGGUCACAGAUUUAGGAUCGAUCGGGUCAGCUUUCUUGCUUGCUUGCUUGCUAGCUAGCUAGCUGACAAGAGGAUGGGCCGUAAGAAAGUGGAGCUAAAGCGAAUUGAAAACAAGAGCAGUCGCCAAGUUACUUUCUCAAAGAGGCGAAAUGGAUUGUUCAAGAAAGCUCGUGAACUCUCCGUUCUUUGUGACGUACAAGUCGCCGUCCUCGUCUUUUCAAGUAGCGGCAAGCUUUAUGAAUUCUCUAGCGUUGGCAGUAUAACAAGUAUCCUCAAGCAUUACAUGAGUCAUUUUAAAAAGAUGGCAACUUCAUCCAAAGAUGUUAAUCAUGCAAAGGCAUAUUGUGAUAAACAUGCAAACUUGAAAUCACUUCCAGAGUUACAACUAAUGGUUGAAAGGAUCCUUGAAGGUCCAUAUGCUAUGGAGUUAGCCUUGAGUAACCUCGUGGAACUAGAGAAACAACUGCAAGCUACUCUAACAUAUGUCAGAGCUAGAAAGAUACAAAUGAUGUUGGAAUCAGUGAAGUCCCUCCACGACCAGCAGGAAAAGAUGCUGAAAGAAGAAAACCAGCUGCUAGAGAAACAGGAAAAGAUGCUGAAAGAAGAAAACCAGCUGCUAGAGAAACAGAUUGAAGCAAUGAAGAACGGUACAGACUCGGAUCACCCUCUGUGUCAUCCUCCACAACAAACUACACUGAGUUUGCUUAAAUAGUAAGGCAGCACAUGCAGUGUGAUAACUUACCGCUGGAGGCGGCUAUAAUGGCAGGAAAUCUAGUUACCUCUUCGAUCUCACAUGCAUGCACUACACAACAUUUUACCUUCAUUAUCUUCCUGCUGAAGUUGCAUUUGCACCGUUUCUGCUUCUCUUCUCUUUCUUAUUUGAGCUGAUGUUUAAGUAUCCUCCACCCUCCCAAGCAUUUUAACUCUUUCCAAACAUUUCCAUUUAUUCAAAAUUAAGCAUAUAUUUAUCAUUGACUGAAUUCUAUUAAGCCCCGAUACAGUGUUCCACUAUGGCCUGUGUUAACCUUCAUUGUCAGUAAAUGAAUUUGAGGGUUGCAACAUGUGGAAAAUUGGAUUGUAAAGAUACAUAACAUUCAUAUAUAUGUGUGUGCUCGCGCGCUCGCCCAUGUGCAUGCAUGGUUUAUUUAA